AUGGCUUCGGAAACCACUCCUCCCGCUCAGGUGCCCGCCGCUACCUCCGAGGAGCCCGAGACCAGUAUGGAGGCCGAAGCCCAGGAUGUCGAAGCCGGAGCCGAAGCAGCGUUAAUAAACCUUACUAUUGUCUUGCCUGAUGCCAAUGACAGUAAGAUGCAGAUUAUGGUUUCUUCUCAAGAACAGGUCCAUGAGAUCCGACAAUCAAUCAUCGAUUCUCCUUCGGCGUUUCAGUACACUUGCUUUCAUCUCGAAUUCAACGGCGAGAAGAUCAACGAUUUCAUCCCUCUUGCCGAAAUUCCUGAGCUUGGCACCACACCCGAAUUUCACAUCGUUCAAGAUCCUUAUACCGAGAAAGAAGCUCGGAUUCACUUUAUCCGAAUUCGGGAACUUAUCGGCGCCUCUGGAGACCGAUGCGACACUGCCCAGGGUCUACUUCCAGGGCUUUCCCUUUUCGAGACUGUGGCAGCUGAAGCCCAAAGUGGCGACAAGGAGUCUUCCGAGGAGUCACCUAUCCAGAACUACGACUUCCAGGCUGUGCCUUCGCUCACUGAGCUGAUCCCUCCUACUUCCGAGCCUGCUCCCAAGACAGUAAAGCAGAUCUCCUUGUCGUCGUGGAACCCUCCUCCACCUCAUCUGCGACAGCGUGGGCACCUCCUCUACCUCGUUGUGUCCACCAACGAAGGCGAGCAAUACCAGAUCACCUCCCAUGUCUCGGGCUUCUAUGUCAACAAAUCGUCCAAUGCCAAAUUUGAUCCUUUCCCUCGUCCAGCCCCUAAGGGACAGUCUGCUCACUCUCUGCUGAGCCUGAUUGAGCUUGUGUCACCCUCUUUCGUCGAGUCUUUCACGAAACUUCAAGAUCACAAUAACCAGAAGGAUCCCCUUGCCACUUUCCAAAUCACCAAUGCCAUUCCUGCUGCUCCCUGGGUGGUUCCUUCUCCCAACUCGUCUCUUUGCACACAUCUCCCUGACCCUGCACGAUCUCAAGAGACCUACCUCCUCAAUGGUGUCGAAAACACUGAUACCCUACGGGAUUGGAAUGAGGAGUUCCAAUCCGCCAAGGAGCUUCCCCGCGAGACAGUCCAAGACCGUGUCUUUCGCGAGCGACUCAUCUCCAAGCUAUUUGCCGACUACAACGAGGCUGCCACUCGAGGCGCUGUUAUGGUUGCUCGUGGCGAAAUUGCGCCCCUGAACCCCACAGAAUGCAGAGAUGCUCAGAUUUUUGUCUACAACAACAUCUUCUUCUCUUUUGGUGCCGAUGGUGUUGGCACUUUCACUUCUGAAGGUGGCGACGAGGCUGCCCGUGUUGCUACUGGAAAGGACGUUGCUGGUGUUAAACUAGUGAAUCAGCUAGACAUUGAGGGGUUAUUUACCCCCGCUACCGUUGUUGUUGAUUAUCUUGGAAGCCGAAUCGUUGGACAAAGCAUCGUUCCUGGAAUAUUCAAACAACGAGAGCCCGGCGAGAACCAGAUCGAUUAUGGCGCGGUAGACGGCAAGGACACUGUCGCCGCCGAUGAGAGAUUUGCCCCAGGCUUUGCCCAGCUUUCUAAGGCUCUCAAGGUCAAGAAGCACCCUGUUUGGGACAAGGACGGUAAGCGAUUUGACUUGGAGGCCAGUGUAGAGACCAAAGGCUUGCUCGGCACCGAUGCCCGUAAGUAUGUCCUGGACUUAUAUCGCAUCAGCCCUCUGGAUAUUGCUUGGUUGGACGAAGACGGUCUCCCUGAAGAUGGCGAUGCGUACCCUCACCGGAUGACCGUUCUCCGGCCUGAGCUUGUCGACUCCUUUUCACGUUAUCGGCUGAAGCAGUGGAUCGACAAGGAGGUUGCUCGUCGUGGAGAGCUGAAGAAGGAGAAGGAAGGGGAGAAAUCUGAAGGAGAGAAGGUCGAGGAAGACAAGAAGACUGGCGAAGGGGAGCAGACUGCGGAGAGCGAAGGCAACGAGGUUUCUAAAGAGGAUGAGAACCAACCCAACCUCGCCGAUUUCAAGUUCGCUCUCAACCCUGACGCCUUCAGUGGACAGUCGCCUCAGACCGACGAGGAGAAGGCCGAAUUUGCUGCUGACGAGGAGGAAGUUCGGGCAGCGGGUAUCUAUCUCCGCGAACAGGUUAUCCCUGAUUUGCUCAAAGAAUUGUCUGAUUCUGAGAUCAGCUUUCCCAUGGAUGGUCAGUCGUUGAGCCGUCUGUUGCAUAAACGCGGCAUCAACGUGAGGUACCUUGGCAAGGUAGCUGAGCUAUCCGGCGAUGGUCGAUUGCGAUGCCUCCGUGAGAUCUGCGUCCAAGAUAUGGUCGCUCGGGCCUUCAAGCAUAUUUCUGCUGUCUACCUCCGCCACUUGCCAGUUCCGGCAGUUCCGGCAGCUCUAUCUCACCUACUCAAUUGUUUGCUAGGACACAGGUUCAACGAUAAGCCUGUUGCUGAGCUAGACUCUGACAUCCGCAGCCUUUAUACUGAUGCCGACUGGUCAUUUACACAGGUCACACCUGAGAGUUUGCGUACGAACAUCGAGGAGCAGAUCCUUCAACGAUUCCGUUACGAACUCGACGAUGAAUGGUACAAUGUCGUUCGCCCUGUUCAGCUCCUGCGUGAGGUAUCAUUGAAGCUCGGUAUCCAGCUCCAGGCCAAAGAUUACACCUUCACUGCCGAUCCUGCCGCUGCCACUUCCACCCCGACAAAGACCGAGAAGUCUGUUGUCAAUGGCCAGACAAACGGGGAAUCUGGCGGCAGCAAGAAGAAGAGAAAAAACAAAACUCGGGAGACAUCCCCUCCCGAGGCAGCGGUCCCUGCCAAUAUCCAUACCUUCAAUCCUGACGACAUCGUUGACCUGGUUCCUUUGAUCAAGGAUUCAUGCCCUCGCAGCGCUCUCGCUGAAGAGGCUCUUGAGGCUGGCCGUAUCUCACUCAUGCAAAACCAAAAGAAGCUUGGUCAAGAGCUCCUUCUGGAAUCUCUUUCUUUGCAUGAGCAAAUCUAUGGUAUCCUGCAUCCUGAGGUGGCUCGUGUAUACAAUAGCCUGUCUAUGCUGUACUAUCAGCUCGAUGAGAAGGAGGCUGCUGUUGAUCUCGCCCGUAAGGCCAUCAUUGUCGCUGAACGGACUGUGGGUGUUGACUCGGCCGAGACCCUUCUCAACUACCUCAACCUGAGCCUGUUCCUUCAUCAGAUUGGCGACAGCAAGGGUGCUCUUGUUUACUCAAAGCAUGCUCUCAAGAUGUGGAAGGUAAUUUACGGUCCUGACCACCCAGACUCUAUAACAACACUCAACAAUGCUGCCGUGAUGCUCCAACAUCUUAAGGCUUACCACGAGUCUCGACUCUGGUUCGAAGAGUCUUUGCGCGUCUGCGAGUCUGUUUUCGGCAAGCAAUCGAUCAAUACCGCCACUCUCCUGUUCCAACUGGCGCAAGCUCUUGCUUUAGAUCGCGAGGCCAAGGCUGCAGUGACUCGUAUGCGCGAGUCUUAUAAUGUGUUCCUUGCUGAGCUCGGACCUGACGACAAGAACACGAAAGAAGCCGAGAGCUGGCUUGAACAGCUCACUCAGAACGCUGUGAACAUCGCCAAACAUGCCAAGGACGUUGCUGCUCGUCGACUCCGUACUGGCAUUCGAUUCAACACUAAUGCGUCGAACCCCGGCGUUCCUAGUGGUGUCGUCCCUGGUCACGCUGGCCCUGGCUCGCAAGUUGACUCUCGUAGCAUUGACGAGCUAAUCAAGUUCAUCGAGGGUGGUGAACAUCAGCAGUCCAAGAAGCGUACUGGCCGUGGCAACCCUAAGAGACGAGGCCAGGCUGGGGCGCGAUAA
Fusarium coffeatum is the source of this 3783-nucleotide messenger RNA. RefSeq lists its product as uncharacterized. Gene Ontology annotation, cellular component: cytoplasm. The record is from RefSeq and is a predicted model, not a curated record. Gene Ontology annotation, molecular function: mRNA binding; protein binding. The transcript has 4 exons. Lineage: Eukaryota; Fungi; Ascomycota; Sordariomycetes; Hypocreales; Nectriaceae. Bases 1 to 3783 code for a protein of 1260 amino acids. Gene Ontology annotation, biological process: intracellular distribution of mitochondria.